CGGGAUUCAGUACUUCAGCGACACCCUCCAGCGGAACUCAUUGAUGAUCUUCACUCUGCACCAUGCUCGGCGUUGAGGGCUACGGUAGCGACAGCGACUCUGAAAACGAGACCAAAAAAGUCACCACGACCCCUCUGCCGAAGUCGACGCCUAUCGCACCAAAGCCAGCAGGGAAGGCGGGCUUGUCUUUACCUCCGCCAUCCAAUACGAUACCACGAGCGUCGUCUUCCAGCCUCACACUGCCACCUCCCAAGAAGAAGGCCCCAAAGAAGAUUACUAUUGGGCUACCUUCUCUCCCUAACGAACCGUCCAAUGAUGAUGACGUCGACGAGCGACCACCGCCAAAAAAGCCCAGGCUCGAAGCAGGUGUAGGCUCGUCUACGCUCUUGAGCAUGCUUCCUGCACCGAAAAAUAAGAAUCCGGUGUCGCAGCAGCCGGAACGUGUACUCGGCGCUGGGCGAGGGCCGGGCCUGGUCUUUCACACAGGCUCCAACAGAACCAAGUCUACACAAAGCGCAACUGUUGAAGAUGCGGACGAAGAUGAGAGCGAAGACGUUGCCAGGAACGUUGCUCCCGUCAGUGGUGGCUUACUCGAAGAGGCGGAGGAUAUGCCAGUUGCAAAGUCGGAGAAGGCGGGGCCCAGCAUACCAUUCUUACCGCCGCACCUCAGGAAAGGCAAGGCAAAUAUCAGCACAGAGGACAAGCCGUCGCUUCCCAAGAGCGCAGCUGCAGUCUCGUCUGCUCCGGCUGUGGAUUUCUUCUCACUAGGCUCAGCGAGCUCGUCAUCCUCACCAACACCUGUCACCCGGUCGGCCACACCGACACCAUCCGCCUCUAUACCUUUCAUUCCAACGCCCUCUCUCCCAUCCGUCUCCUCCGCCCCGAAAAUCGACGACUUUGCCCCGCCAGAGCCUACACCCCAAGACCCGUAUCCGGGUUAUUACCUCCUGCCUUCAGGCCAGUGGGCGGCGUACGACCCUGCGUAUUACAAGAAGUUCUAUGACAAGUGGAAGAAAGAAUAUGAUGCCCACGUGCGGGCUCUCGAGAAAGGCGUCGAGAAGGGCUUCGAAGGUAUUGAGACGGAGGGUGCAGCGGAGGUGAACGCAUUUGAAGAGAUGGAGAAAGCGAAGCACGAAAUUCAGGAACGCGAGGAAAAGAAGGCACUGACCAAGGGCGGUCAGCAUGUCCAGGUCGCGCCACGUAUGAACAUCAAGGGCGCGGCUCUCAGUGGCAGGGCGCGGUCGCGGCACCAGCUGAGCACGCUCUUAACGGAAGCGUAUGGCAAUCGGGAAGCCUUGGAAGAGAAGAUAGCGCAGGGGAGGAAGAACCGAAAGGAGGCAGGCAAUAAGUACGGUUUCUAA
Messenger RNA from Phanerochaete carnosa HHB-10118-sp, 1361 nucleotides. RefSeq lists its product as uncharacterized. Gene Ontology annotation, cellular component: nucleus. Lineage: Eukaryota; Fungi; Basidiomycota; Agaricomycetes; Polyporales; Phanerochaetaceae. The transcript has 3 exons. The record is from RefSeq and is a predicted model, not a curated record. The coding region runs from base 63 to 1361 and encodes 432 amino acids.